This is a messenger RNA of Toxotes jaculatrix (banded archerfish), 2281 nucleotides long. RefSeq names its product heparan sulfate (glucosamine) 3-O-sulfotransferase 1-like1 (gene hs3st1l1). The transcript has 2 exons. Gene Ontology annotation, molecular function: [heparan sulfate]-glucosamine 3-sulfotransferase activity. NCBI's taxonomy places the organism in Eukaryota, Metazoa, Chordata, Actinopteri, Toxotidae. The coding region runs from base 360 to 1301 and encodes 313 amino acids. The record is from RefSeq and is a predicted model, not a curated record.
AUCAGUGAUGAGAGGAGCCAAGAGAAGAGACCGACGCUUUUCAUCUGUGUGGACCUUCGGUGCGCAGAAGUGCGCUCCAUGCUUCAGCAUCAUCAUCAUCAUCACCCUCCGCUCCUGAGAUCAACCCAAACCCAAGAGGCGCGCUGAGAUCCUCACCGAUACCCCCGGUGCGAGAUGUGCUGUGGACUGCCGAUGAUUUCUCCUCCUCUUCCAGUUCAAAUUCAAUGGCAGACAAAGACUGCACUUCCCUUCCUUCCUGCUACCCCUGAGCUCACAAAGACAGAUCUGGUCCACACUUAAACCACCGUCUACUUUUCUUGCUUCUGUCUUUGCUGAUCUCCAUUCUACAGUCCAACACUAUGGCUUGUUUUCUGGCAUCAGCUUUUCUUCUGGUUCUCCAAACCUAUGCUGCCCCACCUGAGUUUGUCCAGACAGGGUUUGGUAUAACACUGGACACCAUGGACCUUGAUUCUGGACUACCAGCCAAUGUCUCUGGAGAUGUGUCCUCAUCUCCACCCCCCGGAACUAGUAAAAGAGCUCCGCAUAGUAUCAUUAUUGGGGUACGUAAAGGGGGCACAAGAGCACUGUUGGAGAUGCUAGACAUACACCCAGAGGUUGCUGCUGCUGCCACUGAGGUGCACUUCUUUGACUGGGAUGAGAACUAUGCUAAGGGCUUUGAAUGGUACCGUGAGUUGAUGCCCUACUCUUAUCCUCACCAGAUCACAGUGGAGAAAACUCCAGGUUACUUUACAUCAGCCUUUGCACCAGAACGCAUCUGUGCCAUGAACUCCUCCAUAAAGCUGCUAUUGAUCUUGCGAGACCCGGCCGAGCGGGUCAUCUCUGACUACACCCAGGUGUACUUCAACCGGCUGGAGAACCACAAGCCGGUGCAAGCCAUUGAGAACCUGCUAGUGCGCAACGGAGCCCUAAAUAUCCGGUACAAGGCCAUUCAGAGGAGCCUCUAUGACAUCCACAUGCGUAACUGGCUGCGUCACUUUCCCCUGGAACAGAUACACAUCGUAGAUGGGGAUGCUCUGAUCCGUGACCCCCUGCCAGAGCUUCAGAAGGUGGAGCGCUUCCUCAACUUGCCCCCCAGGAUAGUGUCCACCAACUUCUACUUCAACCAGACCAAGGGCUUUUACUGUAUCCGAAGUGAUGGUAGAGAGCGGUGUCUGCACGAGUCAAAGGGACGUCCUCACCCAGCUGUCAACAGCACUGUUCUCCAGCAGCUCCGUUCCUACCUACAGGAACACAACCGAACCUUCUUCAGGCUGGUGAAGCGCACCUUUGACUGGCAAUAAGAAACCCGGAUCACAAAUUGGACUCAAAGGAGCCACUACCUUGUCUGAGGACGAAAAGGGGGCAUAAAGCACUUUACAGAACUGUCAUUUAAAAAGCCCUUUGAAUAGAGCCUCUUUACAACUACUGUUGUGAUCUCUGGUUUCUGCAGAGCAGUUAUAUUUACACAAUAAGGCAAAAGAAAUAUGAAAAACUGGGUCACACUUUAGAUUACAGCCCACAGCAUACAGCGUAAUUACUCCGGAGCAACAGUGUAAUCUUUUGUACUAACAAUACAUACUAACAAUUACAUACCAAUUCAUUUAUGGAGGAACGGGGGAACAAGAUGUAAAGUAAUGGAGUAAGGGGUCAGCCAUUUGGGAUCUUACAAAGAGCUUAUACUGUAGUAAUUUUCUAAUUACUGGGUACCUGGUCUGUUAUUAAAGGGUAUGUUUUACCUAUUGAGCAAUAAGCUGGAUUUUUGAGAGGAUUUUAGAGACUUUAUGACCAUAACAUAAAUGACUACAUACUUUGGUAACGCUUUAGAUUACAGUCCAUAUACCCUUUAGUUGCACUGUAAAUAACUGUUACAAAGGGGGAACUCCCAGUCAUAGUCAGACUGGCCAUCAGGCAUACUGAGACAUAUCACGUUGGGCUACUGCAUCAAUGGACUGUCAAAAAAUCCAUAAAGUUUUUACCAAAGUUUUUAACUCCUACACAGAUGUACCCCAUUGUUAUUUUAAGUAGCCCAAAAUUGCAAAGUAGUUUGCCUGUUUGUAAGUAAUAAGAUCAUUUUUAAGUAAAAUUACAUUCACUGGUAGGCUGUUAGUACAAAAGGUUACACCAUAAUUCUAGAGUAAUUAUGCUGUACAGUGUGGGGCUGUAAUCUAAAGCGUUACCAAAAACUGUACCUGGAGGCAUAAAAUUAAAUGGAAGAUUCUCCAAGCUUAAUAAGUCAUUCUCUCUGUGCUGGAAGCAUUUAAGUGAUCACAUUGCAGCGAAA